Messenger RNA from Perca fluviatilis (European perch), 1996 nucleotides. Its product is annotated as dual specificity protein phosphatase 14. The transcript is spliced from 3 exons. Lineage: Eukaryota; Metazoa; Chordata; Actinopteri; Perciformes; Percidae. The coding region runs from base 1212 to 1796 and encodes 194 amino acids. Gene Ontology annotation, biological process: protein dephosphorylation. Gene Ontology annotation, molecular function: MAP kinase tyrosine/serine/threonine phosphatase activity. The record is from RefSeq and is a predicted model, not a curated record. Gene Ontology annotation, cellular component: cytoplasm.
UAAUCCCAACGGGCUCCAUGUACACUAACACAGUUCUGUUGGUCGACAGACACUGAUCAUCUGGGUCCAUAACUACACACCAGUACUCCCCUGCAUCUUCCACUGACAUAUUAGAGAUAACCAGGCUCCCAUUACUAUAGUACCAGCUCACUCUGCUCAUGCUCUCAUUAGAUGUUACAAUGAUGAUUCUUCCCUCUGUUCGGUGUGACUUGAUGAACCAUUUAUGCAGUAUACCCUCUCCCCAAUCUGUGCAUCUGAGAGUGACUUCUUCUCCCUCUGAGAAGAGCUCUACACUAGGGGGGCCAACUUUUGGGCACACCACCAGAUAAUACGUUUGCUCUCUCAUAGAGACUGUACAGCUGUACCAACCUGAGUGAUUUAACAUUAGAGAUGAAAACACCAGCGAGUAGUUUUGGUCUACUGAAGGAACAGUCUGGUUGUUUAGUUUUGGUUCAGUGUGUGAGUGUGUUUUGGAAUUAAACUUCUUCCAACGUGGGGGCUGUUCAUCAGUGGAGUCAGUGAUAGAGCACGGCAACACAGCGGUCUCUCCCACUGAGCUGUUGAUUAUCUCAUACCAUGGUCUCAAACCUACAGUGUGACUGCUAACACACUGCUGUUGGUUCAUCACCAGACAUCUGUAGUCUCUAAAGUCUGUUGCUGUGACGUUGGAAACAUGAAGAGCUGAUGUGUCUGUCACCACUUGGUAUCUUCCUCUAACAUUGUCCAUCACUGAUGUCGUCUUGUCCCCAAAAACUCUGCUCCAUGUUUCUUGCUCAUAUCUAGAGUCCAGUUUGAGCCACUGGAUAUCCAGAUUAUCAGCUGCUCCCUUACAUGGCAGGUCCUCUGGUUCUCCAACUCUCUCUCUGAUAAAUCUCUUGUCUGUUGAAAUAGUACAAACAGUAAUAGUGAUGUCAUUCUCAUGCGUCACCUUGCCCUCAGUCCAACACUCCUCUCGGUACCGGCCGGAGUCUGAAUGGGUCAGGUCGAGGAUGGUGUAAGAAGAAGUUUUCACCGAGCUGACAAGUCGUUGUUUCAGGUGUUGAGGUACUGAGGAGCUGUUGGACCAGAGGUCAGAGGUGUUCCACAGGACAAGCUUCUCCUCACCAACAGAUCUGGAGAUCAGGCAGGAGUCGGUGUUCUUGGGGAGGUUGAAGGUGUAAGAGUCUCCUUUCUCUCGGAUGAUGAUCGGUUCUUGUGCAUGGAUGUAGUUGAUGAGAGCAAACAGCAGGAAGGAGAGCUCUGUGACUGCAGCCAUUCUGCUCCGAGACCGGGUCAUGGGGGUGUCUCAGGUGUCUCCGGUUCUGUACCUCAGCGGGUUGGACUCGGCCCUGAACGCCGGCGUCCUCUCCAGCAGGAGCAUCACGCUGAUCGUUAACGCCAGCGGUCUGGAGGACGUGUCCUACCCGCCGCUGGACGGCCUGAGCGUCCUCCACGUCCCCGUCCAGGACCGUCCUCAUGCUCCCCUCAGACGGUACUUCGACCCGGUGGCUGAACGGAUCAACCAGAACCAGACGGGGAGGACUCUGGUCCACUGCACCGCCGGCCGGAGCCGAUCCCCCGCCCUGAUCAUGGCCUACCUCAUGAGGUUUGAGGGUCUCAGUCUGCGGCGGGCUCAUGAAGUGGUUCUGGAUCAGCGUCCGUUCAUCCGGCCCAACGCAGGGUUCUGGCGACAGCUGAUGGAGUACGAGCGCUCGCUGUUCGGCAGCAACAGCGUCCGGAUGGCGAGAACGUCCGCCGGCGUUCUGCCCGAAGCUCUGCAGGAUGACGCCGAGGCCGCGUACUGCGUCAACGUCUGACUCAGCAAACCACCACGGUCAUAGGACCGACUUUUAAAUCGGGUUUUUAUCUCAGUAAGAUGGGCCCACCCCCUUGGGGCGGCCUCUAGCUCACCCAGUAAGAGCGUUUGCCCCAUGUUGGCUGAGUCCUGCAGCGGCGCAGGGUAUAAAUCCGACGUGCUGCCUUUGCUGUGUGUCAUCCCCCAUCUCUCUCCCCCUUU